Molecule: messenger RNA, 639 nt
Organism: Dioscorea cayenensis subsp. rotundata (Guinea yam)
Lineage: Eukaryota; Viridiplantae; Streptophyta; Magnoliopsida; Dioscoreales; Dioscoreaceae
Exons: 1
Coding region: 1-639 (212 amino acids)
Source: RefSeq, a predicted model, not a curated record
AUGACUAGCGGAAUUUCCAACUCCGAGCCUUCCUCAUCGCUGCUUCAUUCCGAUCCGUAUGCGAUCCACCACUCCGACAAUCCCACAGCUAUCCUUGUCCAGCCCCUUCUCACCAGAGAUAACCAUGCCUCCUGGAGUCGUGCUAUGACUUUGGCGCUGCGAGCCAAGAGUAAAUUCGGAUUCGUCGAUGGAUCCCUCUCGAAACCGACCGAUGCAGUCUUGAUUGACAAUUGGGGACGCUGCAACGAUCUUGUUAGCAGUUGGAUCCUUAACUCCGUCUCUCCAGAGAUUCGUCCUAGCAUCUUGUAUGCUGAAACCGCAAGUCAAAUAUGGAACGAUCUCAACGAGCGCUUUUCUCAGUCAAACGCACCAAAAAUUUACCAACUCAAGCAUUCUAUCUCUUCCCUCAAACAAGAGGGAAUGACGGUUUCAUUUUAUUUUACCCAACUUAAAUCACUUUGGGAUGAGUUGAGCGAUGAUCCUUCUGUGACACCAUGCAUUUGUGGUAAUGCUAAGUCUGUUCUCGAUCAACAACAUCAAGAUCGAGCCAUGGAAUUCCUUCAAGGACUCCACGGCAAUUACUCGGUGGUGCAGCGGCCAGAUUCUACUCAUGGAACCGUUCCCCGUCCCAUCCAGUAG